UGGGGGUCAGGCGCUAAGGACGACUAAAACAGGGCAGCGUAAACUGAACCGGAAGUGAUUCCGAGUACAAACAAUACUGUGUCAGACAUGUCAUCUGAGCAAUAUGAGAAGCUCAAUGAGCUCUUCAAGGAACUGAACACGAACCCACAGGAAAACCCACAAAGGCUGCAGAACUGCUGUGGAGGUGGGAUGCAACAGCAACCUCAAGGGUUUCCGCUGAUAUCAGUGAUGCAACCAAGCAUGCAGAAUAUGAUGGGAAUCGGAUAUGCGGCCCAGAUUCCACAUGGGACCAUGGCUUUGCAGGGUGGAAUACCAAUGGGACCUAUGCAGAGCACAGCAGCAUCUUUCAUGGGGCAGCCUUCUUUUCUAAGAAUGCAUCAUCCAGCUCCUCAGUAUUCCAUGGAGAUGCAAAAACAGUUUGCAGAAGAGCAACAGAAGAGGUUUGAACAUCAACAAAAAAUGUUAGAGGAAGAAAGAAAACGGCGACAGUUUGAAGAACAAAAACAAAAACUACGGAUGCUAAGUAGCGUAAAGCCCAAGACUGGUGAAAAAAGCAGAGAUGAUGCACUGGAAGCUAUUAAAGGAAACUUGGAUUUUUUUUCAAGAGAUGCAAGAAUGCAUCCUCCUCCUGUGCUUCAAACCAAGACAACAGGUGGAAUUUUCGCAGCAUCUAACACCAUGACACCAAAGCUGCCACCUUGGAUCCAUAAUGAUAAUCUUGUCCCAGAGUUCUACAAGAACAUUUUGGAAACCACAAUGACAGCUACUGGGAUAGAUACAGCCAAACUGUAUCCUAUAUUAAUGUCCUCAGGUCUUCCCAGAGAGACUUUGGGGCAGAUCUGGGCAUUAGCUAAUCGAACAGUGCCAGGAAAACUUGCAAAAGAGGAACUGUACACAGUUUUAGCAAUGAUAGCCAUUGCUCAGAGAGGAGGACCUGCUCUCAAUCCAGAUGUUCUAAACCAGAUUCCAUCUGCUCCUAUACCAGUUUUAAGUGGUUUUCCAGUGGCUUUGCCAACCCAUUCAAAUCAGCUGCAUAUGAUGUCUACAGGACCUGCUUUAUCGAUUCCUCCUGCCCAGCAACCUACUAUAAUGAAUAAAGCUUCAUUAGCAGGGGAAACUGCAUCUAAUUUAUUGAACACUUUCACGCCUUCCUUCCCUGCUCAUCAGCCUGUUAAAUCUGAAGAUGAUGAUUUUCAGGAUUUUCAAGAUGCUUCUAAACCUGGACCCCUGAAUGUCCCCUCAGACUUUCAAAGCAACAUCUCACUAAAUGCAAUAAAUAAAAAACAUUCUCAGAUAAAUAACAGCAGUAAAAACUUGCUUGUGCCAAUUUCUGGUAUAGCAGUUACAUCAGCCUCUGUCGAUAAAUAUGCUGUCUUUAAAGAAAUCUCGAUGGAUAAGCCCUCUGAUAAAACAUCUACAUUUGAAGGAGACAGUUUUACAAAUUUCAAGUCUGCUUCCCCUGAAAGUUCCUCUGACAGUAAAGCCUCGGACAGCAUUCCAACCCUUGAUCUUUCUGCUGGCAUUGCAGAUUUUUUGUCACCAUCUCCAAUUAUACCUCUUCCACAGAAAUCAACAGGCCAACUAAAACCUUUAGUAAAUGUUGCAGGUAUUGAUCCUUUCUCACCUGCAGUAACAUCUGCAACAUUCAAUCCUCUUCCCUUGCCAACUCCAAUCCCUUUAUCAAGGCCUGCAUCAUCCAGUGUACCUUUUGUUUCAUCAUCUGAUCCUGUUUCUUCAAUGACUUCUACUGUUUCGUGUGAAUUUGGGGAUUUUGCACUUUGUGAGGCUUCUUCUGGUUCCCAAAAUGACUUUGCUGAUUUCAUGGCUUUUAACCAUAACAGCAGUAUUUCAGAACAAGAUUUUGAAGACAAAUAUAAAUCAUUUAAUACAGAACACAGUACAUCUGGUAUGCAGUCUUUUACAGCAAACACUGUUCAGACCAAGCACAAUACAUCAUCAUCUGUUGCAAAUAAUUAUGACACCUCUAAACCAUUUUGUUUGGACAACUCCAGCUUAAUGCAUGAUGAAAUCAAGGACAUAGUUUUCCCUGCUAGAGACAAUACUUUAGCCGAUUCGCUUUCUGAAAAGAUCUCGGUAACAGAGAACAGCAAUGAAAGAUCAUUUGUGGACAAGAUUGCGGCUUUCAAACAAAACAAAGAGGACUCUGCUUCUAUUAAAUCUCUUGAUCUUCCUUCUAUUAGUGGCAGUAGCAUUGGUAAAGAAGAUUCAGAAGAUGCACUCUCACUCCAGUUUGACAUAAAAUUGCCAGAAACUGAGGGGAAUCUGAAGCAUGUGAUGUCUGAUGGCUAUCUGGAUUUGCAAACAGGUAGUGGUCAAAAUCUGUCACUAGCAGAUAUGGAUGAUUUUAAAGGAGGGAAUAACCACCUGGAAAGCAAUGACUGGUUUGAAAAGGAUUUCAUAAUAAAUCAACCUAAAAAACAGUCAGAAUUCAUCCUUGGUUCUGAUAACUCUGGCACCAGUGAAUCUUUGCAAGAAAAAGUGUCUUCCUUUGGAGACCCUAUAGCAACCAUAUCCAAGAUGAAUACAUUUACAAGAGACAGCUUCUUUCAAGAAGGGCUAAAAAAGCCUCUGGAAGAACUAAAUGAGGACCUUUUCAGGCAGAAAGUAGAUGAUGUGUCGACUCUUAGUCUAGAACAAGAUACUAAUAGCCAUGAAAAGCCUCCUAUUUGCAUUGCUCCUGAGGACAAAAACAGUAGUGAUUUUGGGGAAUUCCAAAGGGAAAAAACAAAAAUAAGUAAGUUUGACUUUUUAAUGGCCACCUCUCAGGGAAAAGUGAAGUCAAGUGAAGAGAUGAUAAAAAAUGAACUUGCAACACUGGACUUGUGUGCUCAAGGAUCCCAUAAAAGAAGUUUAAGCCUUGGUGACAAAGACAUCAAUCAUACUGCUCUUUCACCUGCUCCUGAGAAACCUCGUGACCGUUCAAACACACUAAGUGAAAAGCCAGCUUUACCUGUCAUCAGGGAUAAGUACAAAGAUCUUACUGGAGAGGUAGAGGAAAGUGAGAGAUAUGUAUAUGAAUGGCAAAGAUGCCUAGAAUGUGCUCUUAAGAUUAUCGCAAAAGCUAAUGACACACUCAAUGGAAUAAGUAGCUCAUCUGUAUGCACAGAAGUUAUUCAGUCUGCACAGGGCAUGGAAUAUCUGCUAGGUGUUGUUGAAGUCUACCGAGUUACUAAAAGAGUAGAACUGGGCAUUAAGGCUACAGCAGUGUGCAGCGAGAAACUUCAGCUCUUACUUAAAGAAAUAGACAAACUCUGGAACAACCUAAUUGGAUUCAUGUCACUAGCAUCAUUAAUGCCCGAUGAAAGUGCUCUAGACUUUUCCUCCUGCAUGCUUCGACCGGGAAUAAAAAAUGCUCAGGAGCUGGCAUGUGGCGUGUGCUUACUAAAUGUAGAUUCCCGCAGUAAGAAAGAAGAGAAACCUGCUCUGGAACAUCCUAGAAAAGCAUUUAACUCAAAAAACGAUAACUUUAAGCUUUCCUAUGGUGGGCACCAGUACCAUGCCAGCUGUGCAAAUUUCUGGAUCAACUGUGUACAGCCCAAACCACCCGGACUCCUCCUGCCAGACCUAUUAUAGGAAUACACAGGAUUUAUACUGGAACUACCAUACACAGAUUACUGUAUUCAUAAAUGACUGCUCUUCAUAAACCUUUAUUCUCGGAUUUACCAUGAUGAAAGUCAGGAAAUAGAGAGAUGCUUACAGUUAAAAUGAAGCAAAUAUUGCACUAAUCACUGCCAUUCCGUGCCCUGCUGUACAUUCCUUUUAUUGUAAAUAUCACAGCAACUCCUAUUUAGUGAAAUUAUGAAUGAAAGAACAACAGUUACAGCUUAUGAAAGUAUUUGGACAUUCUUUUAUUGUUAGUUUUUUCCCCCUGGAGGAAGUAAAUGGAUGGGAGAAUUUGACAGCAACAACAUACAGCAUUUUUAAUUGAAUUUUGUUUUUUAAUUUAUUGACAGCAUGUUCAGAAAAACCAGAAAGACCUGUUUAGAGCAUUACACGGUUUAAUAAUGUAAAGUGGUAAAUUGCUGUCCACAGAAUCAGUAAGAUGUAAAACUAAGGUAUUUUGAAAGCUUUGAAAAACAUAAGAAAUUCCUACUGUGUCAACAUUUACUGCCUGAGGAGAUACCCCUGACCUCAGCACUUACCCUGUGACAGCUGGAUAUAUAUAAUAUAGCACACCACAGAGUGGGGGUUGAAGCCUGGGUGCUACUGCAGAAAAUCAAAAUAUAGAUGCAACAAACACAAGCAUUCACAGGACUUUGAGAGCUAUGAUAAAAAAAAAAAGGAUAAAUAUUACCAAAAAGUUUCCUUAUAUGGUUUUUUAUUGAUCCAACGUUUCAGUUCCUUACAGGAACUUUCGUCAGGGAGACAAACACAUUGUGGCGCCACUCUGCGCCUUUAAAGUGUUUGUACACAUUCUGUGUCUGUCUCCCUGACAAAAGUUCCUGUAAGGAACUGAAACGUUGGAUCAAUAAAAAACCAUGUAAGGAAACUUUUUGGUAAUAUUUAUCCUUUUUUUGAUCAUAACUCUCAAAGUCCUGUGAAUGCUUGUGUUUGUUGCAUCUAUAUAUAUAGAAAGAGAAAUACUAACAUGUAACCACAUAUUGCUUUUCUAUGAAAGUUCAGAUGUAGCUGUCAGAAAUAAACAUGUAAAUUGCAAAUACACUGGAGAAAAAUGUAAUGCAUGGCCUGGGCCCACACGCAUACAGAAGCAAUUGUAUCCAUACAGAUACACAUUUUCUUACCUAGAAAAUACAAAGCCACAAGAAAAAAAAUAAUCAAGAUCAAAUACUGAUAUAUGGACACACACACAUGUAAUCCAAGGAAAGUUUCUACUCUGUGUGCUUACAGGCCCAAAGGCAUCAACGUGAGCUUUUUUUAUUCCUAGUUUUGUUUUAUGAAAGGAGCACUGAAAUGGUUUAAGCACAUAGCACUCCUCCUCGUGUUCUAAGCUUAAAGUUGGCCACAGAAAUUUUGCCCCAAAUGUAUUUGACCUGGUUAGAAACUAUCAACACAAACUGUAAUAUAAAAAUGUAAAUUACCAACUUGUGUCCUGUAAGUGUUCUAAACUUGAUUUAGGAUGUUUCUUGUAUUUAACAAUAUGCUGUUGUCCGUACCUCUUUUUAAUUGUUCAUACACAAGUAUGGGAAGUAAAGUAACUCCUUCCCCAGUGAUUCUUAUUGGUAAACCACAGACCAACACUCCACUCCUCUUCCUCAAAAAAUUCAUGGACCCAGAGUACUUUCUUGUUUUCUCAGGCAUUCCUUGCCUCUCCCUGUGUGAGUGUAUAACAGUACAGAAUGUCAUCAGUGAUUUCUAUACUGCGCAUGCGUCCAGCUUCAAUAGGCACAGGGGAUGCUUGGGAAAGAUGAAGAACAUGGCAGUGUGAUGUUUAAAAUAAAGUACCCUUGGGCCUGUGCAUUGUUUGGAGAAGAGGAACACAGAGGGGAACUUAACAAAGUGGCACCCCCUCAGUAAUUUUAAGUCUUUUAUUAAUAUUUUGAGUCCUGUUCUUGUUGAGUUUCUUAACCCAUUUAGAAUCGGAAAUCACUCUUCAAGGGGGGUUGGAAAAAGGUGUCACUUGUGUAAAGAAGUUUCAGUUGUUUGCAUUUGAUGUAUCAAUCUUUUCAUUGUAAACUAUGAGUAUUUCCUUGCUGUGACCUGUGCAACCAGAGUAAUUAUGCACUACGAGGCACACGUUCUGUACAUGUUCGGUGCACGAAUGCUCAAGUUGUUAAUCAUGUCAAAGCUAAUUCGGUUUAAAUGCUGGAUGUCACAUUCCAUAAACUAUAUCAUUUGAGCUUCACUCAGAAAAUGCAGUGGUAAAUACGGAAUAAUUUAAUUUAUAAGACUAAAAUUAAUUUUCUGAAGCAGAUUUAAAAAAAAAAAAAAGUUCUAUUGGAGCUAAUAAAUUUUAAUGUUUUUCUCCAGAUUUAUUUUAGGUGUUUGCUUUGUGUUGCCUUUCCUGCUCGGCGUGAUGUGUUUGUGAAACCUUUUAGACUAUUUAUGUUGAAUUGUUGUUAACUGUUGUAGUAUUAGGUUUUGUGUGUGGAUGCUUGUUAUUUUCUUGUUUUGGUAUUUGCAUGUUGUUAAAUGUUUCUCAGCCUUUUAAUAAAAAGGUUAUAACUCUUAGGAAAA
Messenger RNA from Xenopus tropicalis (tropical clawed frog), 6156 nucleotides. RefSeq names its product synergin, gamma (gene synrg). The transcript has 19 exons. Lineage: Eukaryota; Metazoa; Chordata; Amphibia; Anura; Pipidae. The record is from RefSeq and is a predicted model, not a curated record. Bases 88 to 3594 code for a protein of 1168 amino acids.